Messenger RNA from Cinara cedri, 510 nucleotides. The record is from the annotation of a GenBank genome assembly. NCBI's taxonomy places the organism in Eukaryota, Metazoa, Arthropoda, Insecta, Hemiptera, Aphididae.
AUGAAGGAUAGCCGACUUGUAUUAAAAUCGUCCACUCAAGUAUCAUUAAAUCAUUCGUGCAUUGAAUAUUGUGUAGAAAAACGAGAAUAUUUUUCAAACAUUGAAUAUAUUGUUGUUGUACUAUCGCUACUUAUGGCAUUAUACUCUUAUAUAAUUAGUACGACCAUAAUAUGCAUAAAAAUUGGAUUUAUUGUUUUCAUCUUGUUCAUGUUAUCACUGUGGUUAAGCUUUAAAGUUCACAAUGAAUCAUUACUCAUAACGGCUCCAAUUGGAUUACAACUGACUACAACAUACAUUACUGGACAUCAGAGAGUGUUUUCCUUACCAUGGCAAAGUAUUACUGAUGUACUUAUUGUUGAUGUAAUUCGUACUCAAAAAGUAUUAUAUUACCUAGCAAUUAAAACACCCCAAAACGGAUUAGUUACAUUAUUUCAGAAAAGUGCACCAAGGUUAAAUUUUUUAGAAAUCAUUUAUAAAGAUAUAUACAAACUAUUAGAAAGCAACAGGUGA